CGCUUCAAGCGCUGGUUUCUAUAUGGUUUUACUUGCACAUUUGCGUGGGCUUAAUUGGGUUUAAAUAUGAAGCAACAUCUGUUAACUCUCGGCCACCAAAUUCAAACUUGCGUUUCUGUUGAGGAUUUUGACCUUGUCUUUCCAUGGUUUCGUUUUGACCUAUGAAACAAUCUAAUAUUUUAGAGCUUCCUAGGACAUUAGAAGAGGACAGACUUCAGUCCUUUGAGCUGGAAUUCAUGGGUCAUUGGUUUUAUGGCUUUCUUUUUCUAAAAGAACAUGUGUGAACUCUGUUCCUUAGGCAUGACGCACGUUUGGCACACAUGGAUAAUUGAAGUUCGCCAUAUUUUUGACAGAUGCUGCAGAUUCACGUACUUCUCCUUGAGAGACACUAUGAUUGAGAAUGUAUUCAUGUGCCGGCCACUUCAUGGGCUAUCCAAAAGUUCAACUCUUCCUUGGUCCUUCAUCCUUUGGCAAAACCCUCUAUUACGUUUCUCUUCUUCUGAGUCCAGUCCCCCACAAUCUCAACUGCGAAACCAAGAACAGGACUGUUCUAGUUCUUACUUUAUUGGGUCCCCUGCUCGGGUCCAGAAGCUCAUAGCCUCUCAAUCAGACCCCCUCCUUGCAAAAGAAAUCUUCGACUUUGCCUCUCGUCAACUGAAUUUCCGCCUCUCUUAUGCUUCCUUUCAAAUUUUAAUCCUCAAACUGGCCCGUGCAAAGCAGUUCACCCUCGUUGAUGAUGUUAUCAUUCGCCUUAAAUCCAGCUGUUACUCUAUCACUCCUUCUCUCUUUUUGAACCUCUUAAAAAUCUAUGCAGAUGCGGAUGUUCCUGAUAAAGCCCUUAAGACCUUCUACACUAUGCUUGAAUUCAACUGUAAGCCUUCGCCCAAACACCUAAACCGCAUUCUUGACGCACUCGUUUCUCACCGGAACUAUAUCCGCCCAGCUUUUGAUCUCUUCAAGAAUGCUCAUAGACACGGGGUCUUGCCAAACACUAAGUCAUACAACAUUUUAAUGCGCGCCUUUUGUUUGAAUGGUGAUCUUUGUAUUGCCUACUCUUUGUUUAAUCAGAUGUUUAAGAGAGACCUACUUCCAGAUGUGGAGUCGUAUAGAAUUUUGAUGCAGGGGUUGUGCAGGAAAAGUCAAGUUAAUACAGCAGUUGACUUGUUGGAGGAUAUGCUGAAUAAGGGCUUUGUCCCUGAUGCCUUGAGUUAUACUACCUUGUUGAAUGCUUUAUGCAGGAAGAAGAAGCUUAGGGAGGCCUACAAGCUUCUUUGUAGGAUGAAAGUCAAGGGCUGCAACCCUGAUAUUGUACAUUACAAUACAGUUAUAUUAGGGUUUUGCAGGGAAGGGCGUGCAGCUGAUGCUUGUAAAAUACUUGAAGACAUGCCAUCAAAUGGCUGCAUGCCAAAUUUGGUGUCUUACCGGACAUUGGUUGGUGGGUUAUGUGAUCAAGGAAUGCAUGAUGAGGCAAAGACAUAUGUGGAGGAAAUGGUAUCAAAGGGUUUUUCUCCCCAUGUUUCAGUUUCCCAUGGCUUGAUUAGAGGCUUCUGCAAUGUUGGUAAGAUUGAAGAAGCUUGUGGAGUAGUUGAGCUGCUACUAAAGAAUGGGGAAGCACCUCACAGCGAUUCCUGGCUCAUAAUUUUAGACAUGAUAUGUGAGGAAGAUGAUAAGGUGAGAACCCAAAAUUCUUUACAAGACAUUUUGAAGAUGGAGAUAACACGCCACACAAGAAUAGUUGAUGCUGCUGCCUACUUGGAGGGAUAUGUGAUUGGGAAGAUACGAGCUAAAUCAAGGAGACAGUGAAUGCUCUGGUAAAUCAUCCAUCAAUCUAUGGAUGAGAUGAUAUCUGGUGGAACCAUAUUCUUUCAAAGGAAUGAACGUGAUCCCAUGGUCAUUAUUUACUGUUUUGAGCUGUUUUACGUGCCUCUUUCCAGUGUUAUUCUGCUGUCCUGAAGUGGUCCUGUUGUCCUUCUUUUUCCAUUAGAACACUCUAAAUUACUAACAAUCAUUAAAGUUCAGUUCCAGAAUUUGGUUAGUAAAGUAAAUGAUAGAGGCCAAAUUAGCACUGCUGAUUAGACAGCUCUCCAUUUUAUUUGGCCAAGCUCGCUGUCAAGAUUUUUUUUCCUGGUAGAACAGGCAGGCGAUGUUUUCAGAACUAGACUGGAAUGGCCAGUUCAAACAGGUGAAAGAUGAAUGUUAAGGUUAAAUCCCAUGCUCUCUAGGAAGUUGCCAAAGGUGCCUCAUCAAUCCAAUUCAUCCCCUGAUCGAACACGAGACUAAUCAUCUACAUUCUUGCCAUUAAUUUGGACAGAGACAGGCAGGUGAGGCAGUGACCGGUUUACAUGUGGUGCUCCACACCGUGGUGAACAAGUUGCUUCACAUUUAGAGAGAUUGUUGGCGACUCUUCUGCAUAUUGGAACCAUGCUGAGAGAUUGACCCUCGAACAUGCUCAAGAUGGCAAGAUAUUUCAAGCAGAACUGAUGGCUCGUUGGAAUGUGUUUUUUUGAUGGUUUUUAUAAGUUCCGGGAUGGGAAGUAUCCAAUGUUGGUGCAGGCGAAGCCAUAGCCAUGCAAGUCAGGGUGGAAUAAGGCAAAUUUUUUGGUAUGGCACAGAACGAGGUUUUAUCAAAAGGAAUAUUGUAAAUUAACA
Molecule: messenger RNA, 2649 nt
Organism: Rhodamnia argentea
Lineage: Eukaryota; Viridiplantae; Streptophyta; Magnoliopsida; Myrtales; Myrtaceae
Product: pentatricopeptide repeat-containing protein At4g01400, mitochondrial
Exons: 3
Coding region: 277-1803 (508 amino acids)
Molecular function (GO): protein binding
Source: RefSeq, a predicted model, not a curated record